AUGGAAAUGAAUCCUGUGGCUCUUUGGCAUGUCAGGUCCGUGUUUCUGGUAUGCAUCAGCGAUACAAGCGCUGGUGGCCACACUCCCCUUCCACUGCCAGCUCAGCAGGGACUUCGGGAAAGAAGCUUGAGCCCAAUCUUCUGCAAUGACACUGAUACGAGGGGUAAUGUGGGCGUUGAGCCUAUUGCCAUUGAUCACCCAUGUCGCUGCGCAGUCCUCCGACGUUACGCAGUGCAUCCCCGCAUAUUCAUGGCGUUCAGUGUGAACUCCCUCCCGAAUGGCACACACUACCUAGGACCGAAUUCUUCUAAUGCGAAUCCGUGCAUCUGCAGUACUGUAACUUACUCCCUGGUCAGUGCAUGCGGAGGCUGUCAAAACCGCACGUUUACAAACUGGGGAAAUUGGAGUCUUUCUUGCACCUCAACAGAGAUUGCGACGUUUCCAGACGCUAUUCCAUCGGGCACCGAUGUUCCUGUAUGGGCAUACCUUGACGUUACGACGUUUGUAAACGAAACAUUUGACCCUGUGGCCGCGCAACAAAGUCUCUUAAAUUCCCCUGUAACUUCCAGCAUUACAUCGGCUUCCAGUAUUACAUCGUCUCUACGAAAAAGCAGUACUGUCUCCAGUGUAAUUUCUCAGCCGACCGUUUCGUCACUCAGCCCUUCUUCCACGGCGGUUAAUCAUGCAAGCUCACACUCCAACGCAGGAGCAAUAGCUGGGGGUGUGGUCGGUGGAUUGGUUUUCCUCGCUGUAGCGGCUCUCGUUGCACUCUGGUGGUUUGUUCGACGAAGGAAUCCGCGUGCCCAUGACGACAGAGUUUUUGUUGCCCCUUCAACCAACAUGGUGUCGUCAACGGGGCUUCCAGAUGGUCCAUCUUUGUUGUCGACAAACCCAUAUAUGGGAUCGGACACAAACACGUUCCCAGGAUCCCCCGUGACUUCUGCAGUAUAUACGACGCUUCCCAAUCGCCGGUCGUUGGAGAGUAUUUCACACUACGGACCUUCUGUAGUUCAUUCACGAGGGUACACUGGUGCUCCAGAGGUGUUGUAG
Molecule: messenger RNA, 1050 nt
Organism: Laccaria bicolor S238N-H82
Lineage: Eukaryota; Fungi; Basidiomycota; Agaricomycetes; Agaricales; Hydnangiaceae
Exons: 6
Coding region: 1-1050 (349 amino acids)
Source: RefSeq, a predicted model, not a curated record